Messenger RNA from Plectropomus leopardus (leopard coralgrouper), 1050 nucleotides. Lineage: Eukaryota; Metazoa; Chordata; Actinopteri; Perciformes; Serranidae. The record is from RefSeq and is a predicted model, not a curated record.
GUAAAGAUGACAUUACAGAAGUUGACUGCAUGCGUGGAUAUGUUUGUUACCAGAGUGAUUGGGACAUCAGCUCUUCCCUGUCAAUAUCUAAUAAUAUCUCAGCUGAACCUUGUAAAAGUGACAAGAAGAAAGUCUGCUUUAAACCUGGUUACAACGACAUUUGCACGACUUUGACUGCAACCUUCACUUCAGAAAACUGUACUGAUCCAUUUAGCGUCUCCAGAAACAUCACUGUUGCAAAGUUUUUAAAUCCAAGCGAAAUACCUCAGACAGCUCCAACUGGACUUCCUUCAAAAAUACAAAGACAAUUACCGCCAAAGUGCAGCAAUCUCACUAUUGAUUACACCUGUCGGGCUGAACUCAGUAACACCAAGAAUGACACCAAGCUGGAGCCCUUCACAAAAUACAACUGUACGGGUCAGAUCAAGAAAAACGAUGUCCUCAUUAAUCUCAACACCAGUAUCGAGGUCGAGAUUGUCUGUGAUUUUGAAAUAAAUAUCAACGCGACUCCAACCAACACCUCCAUUAAUCUGACAUGGACCAACAGCAGCAAGAACUGUCCAGGUCUUCCUGAACUUCCACAGUUUUCAUAUGACUGCAGUUGUUCACACAAAUCCACACACAAACACACUGGUUCAGCUACCAGUACUCCAACAGGAGGAAGCUGUCACAUUAAAGGACUGAAACCGUACAUCGACUAUACUUGUGAAGUCCAACCAAAAUACAACAACAAGAACGUUGGCUCACACAAUCCAGUUACACAAAAGACUGAACCUGGAAAACCAGAUGAUGUUACUAAUCUGAAAGGGAUUAUUAUAGACAAUAAUGUCAUUAGAGUAACCUGUACUCAAAAAGAGUUUAAUGGACCUGACGGGAAAAUCCAAGCAAGCCUUUUUUAUAAUGGUAAACUUCAGGAGAAUAAGCAUGAACAAGAUAGAUGCAAUUUUGAAUUUAAAGACCUGAGCUACUUAACAACAUAUGAAGUGGAGGUGAUUGCUUACAACGGACAUUUUAUCAGCAACCCGAAGAGAAUAACUGUUGUCACUUCAU